Messenger RNA from Ogataea philodendri, 2892 nucleotides. RefSeq lists its product as uncharacterized. The record is from RefSeq and is a predicted model, not a curated record. Gene Ontology annotation, biological process: proteolysis. Bases 1 to 2892 code for a protein of 963 amino acids. Gene Ontology annotation, molecular function: metalloexopeptidase activity. Lineage: Eukaryota; Fungi; Ascomycota; Pichiomycetes; Pichiales; Pichiaceae. The transcript has a single exon.
AUGUCUGAGGAGCCGGGCAAAAUUAAACGAUUUAUCCGGUCGACAUUGGGUUUCCGCAAAAGUACACUGACCGCACUGGUCGUGGUCUCCUACGUUGUCGCCAUUCUUAUCAACCUUUACUUUGACAAGGUUUCCCUAACUCCACCAGAACCUACUCCUAGAAUUCUGGGUACCGCAUGGCUUGACUUGCAAUCAAUCUCCACUCAUUUCCAUCCGUUUACUUCUCAUGCAAAUGACGAGGUUCACAAGUACCUGGUCGAAAGAGUGACCAGUCUUUCUGCGAAAAAGGAGUAUGUGGAGUUUGAUGACGACUACAAUAAGCUCAAGUUCAUCAUUAACCAACCAGACGUGUUUGACCCAGAAUCUCUGGCCAACAGAAUCAUCUACUUUGAAAGCAGUAAUGUUGUGGUGAAAAUUGAAGGCAAAGACCCUUCGUUGCCAGGAGUUCUCGUUAGUGCCCAUUACGACUCUGUUCCUACUGCUUAUGGAACAACAGACGAUGGAAUGGGAAUUGCCUCUAUUUUGGGCAUUCUCGAACACUAUUCGUCAGACGAGGUUGAACAGCCAGAACGUACCAUCAUCCUCAACUUCAACAACGACGAGGAAUUCGGACUUUUGGGAGCUGAAGCGUUUGUCAAGCACAAAUGGUUUAAUUUGGUCAAGUAUUUUGUUAAUUUGGAAGGUACUGGUGCCGGUGGCAAGGCAAUUCUGUUCAGAAGCACGGAUGUUGGAGUUUUAAGCUACUAUUCGGCUGCCAAACGUCCGUUCGCUAACUCCUUGUUCCAACAAGGCUUCCAGAGCGGCCUCAUUCGGUCUCAAACCGACUACAAAAUCUACACCGAAAAUGGUCUUCGUGGAGUGGACAUCGCUUUCUUCAAGCCUAGAUCUCUCUACCACACGAUGAGAGACUCAAUUGCAGGAACGACUCUCGGGUCGCUCUGGCACAUGGAGUCCAACGCACUGAGUUUAGUGGACGCCUUGGCAAACGAGAAAGACGACGUUAGUGACGACACUUCCGCAGCCGUGUUUUUUGACGUUUUGGGCAUAUUCUUCUUUUACUGCUCGGUCAAUACUCUCUACGUGCUGGACAUUCUGAUUGUCAGUGUGGUGCCGGUAGUGACCAUUCUGUGUUUGUUCAUUGUGGCCAAGCGUGGAACAUGGUACGUUGAUUUCGGAAGAGGCUGGCUCAGAUACCCUAUCAGUUUGGGUGCAUCGUACGCGCUCACGUCGUUCGUGUCCAGCUAUAUCUACUUGAACGAUCCAAUUCUUCUUUCAAACGAUUACAUUUCUCCGUUAUUGGCACUCAGUGCUCUCAACUUACUGUCAAACUAUGUCAUUUUGAAUUUCGCAGCCUGGGCUCGUCCAGUUCACGACCAGAAAUUGAUCUGUCUUUUGGAGCUGAACAUCUUGCUCUGGAUAGGUGCGAUUUGGAUGACGUCCAAGGAAAAAAACGAGCAAAAUGUUGCUGGAUACAGCAUCACUUUGGUGCAUCUCUUGGUUUCUGCAUCUUCGAUUUUCGGACUUACAGCACUCAUGAUCAAGAAAAGAGCUCCUCGGUACAAAAAAGUUGUCAAGCCUAGAGUAUAUGGCUCUACAGAGGAUGAGCAGUCCACCUCUCACGCCGAGUCGCCUGCAGAGACGAUUCCCGAGUCCAGCGACUCGGAGCGUCAACAGCUUCUUGCUGGCGAAGAGUCUUCGAUCAACAAUAACUCAACCAUUGUGGUGAUUGAACACGAGUCAGAAGAGACUUACAAACAAAAGCUGAAGCACGCAGCUUUGCAAUCGUUCAGCUAUGACUGGUCUAUCCAGUUCUUGCUACUUGUUCCUUUGGCCAUUUACAUUAUCUUCUCUAACGGAGAGCUUAUUUUGCAAGCUCUAAACCAAACUGUGCAAGAAAGUUCGUACUUUGGCAAAGUGACCAUGCACGUUCUUGUUGGAGUGGCCGUGUGGCUUGGUGUUCCUGUGACUCCGUUCAUUCACAAGCUGAAUGCUGCUCUGGUGUUGUUCCUCGCAGCUGUUCUGCUCGUUGGCUCUACCGUUUCGUACUUUGAGACUCCAUACUCCUAUGCUAACCCGUUGAAACUGAGAUUUUUGGAAACCGUUAACACGGCCACGGAAUCGUCUCUUGUGAGUCUUUCCGGAAGAGCUGGGUACAUCGAGCCAAUGUUGCGCGAUAUUCCUUCGCUCAAGGACUCAGGCAACACUGUCAGUUGCAAGGUGAACUCUGAGCUCGACACGGAGAUUUGCCAGUACGAGGGUCCACGUCCAUACUUGUUGGACGGUACAGGAGCAAACAACAAGUACUCAAAUUACCUGAAUGUGAAGGUGAUCAAUAACUCAAACGAUGGAGACGUUACAGAUAAGUACACGCCGGUGGAGGUUGAUUUUGUGAUUAGUGCACAGGAUAACAGAAAUUGUAUUCUGACAUUCAACUCGUCGCACUACAACCCGAAGGACUCUGCACGGUCGAAGAAGGUCGCGUCCCCUGUCAAGCUGGUGACUCUGUACCAGAACGGCACGAGCUCAAGCCCGUUGUCUUCGAUUCCUUCUGGCUACUCACUUGACGAACGGGGCAACCAUCGGAUCAAGACGAUGAAGGGAAUUGACGAGAUCCAGCUACACAAGCUCAAUUGGACACAGCCACACUACCGUGUUGGCAUCCAAUGGCUACGAACGCCGUUUGACGACGACGAGGAUCCGCAAGAGACCACAGAGCUGGGAUUGAAUGUGAGGUGCUACUGGGGAGAGUACGACGAGUCUGUUCUUGUUGACGGGGAGAAAACACGCAAGGUCCCUGCACUGGACGAGCUGAUCCAGUACUCGCCCCGCCACAUCAUCUACAGCAACCUGGAUCGCGGACUUGUGGAGGUGGAGCAGUAUUUAACUUUGUAA